AUGCCUUUAGUUUUUUUUUUCGCGCGAUGCGCGGGUUGUCGGCUUAGGGUUAACUACACAAAACACAUAUUCUCUCCUGGCUUUCCUUUCCAAAACCUCUUCGCCGCCGAGUUCACUCACUUGUGUUGGAGUCUGACUCACUCCACUGUCGUUGGAAUCGACACCGAAUGGAAGCUCCGCAGCCACCAAUCCACUUUUCCCACGGUCUCUAUCCUCCAAAUCGCAUGCCGACUAUUCCCGGAUUCCAACGAGUCGCCGGUCUUCCUUCUCGACCUAUCCCUACUUCCCCUUCCGUCAAUCUACGAAUUAUUGCGCAAAGCGUUUGUAUCCCAUGAUAAUCUCAAAUUAGAUUUUAGGUUCAAACAAGAUUUGGUAUAUUUAUCGUCCACUUUCUGUUCUCAAGGCUGCGAUCCUGGUUUCGAUAGGGUGGAGCCUUUUCUAGAUAUUACAAGUGUGUACAGCUAUCUACAACAUAAGCAAUCUUCAGGAAGAAAGGUACCAAGACAAAUCAAGAGCUUGGCAACCAUUUGCCAAGAAAUGUUGGGUGUUUCACUUUCAAAGGAACUUCAAUGCAGUGAUUGGUCGCACCGUCCUCUUAGUGAGGAGCAAAAGGCGUAUGCAGCUGCUGAUGCUCAUUGUUUGCUUGAUAUAUUUAAUGUCUUCCAAGCAAAGGUUGAGAAAGAAGGUUGGGUGCCCUUAAUGUGA
Coffea arabica (coffee) is the source of this 705-nucleotide messenger RNA. NCBI's taxonomy places the organism in Eukaryota, Viridiplantae, Streptophyta, Magnoliopsida, Gentianales, Rubiaceae. The record is from RefSeq and is a predicted model, not a curated record.